Molecule: messenger RNA, 201 nt
Organism: Ascochyta rabiei
Lineage: Eukaryota; Fungi; Ascomycota; Dothideomycetes; Pleosporales; Didymellaceae
Product: Glutathione transferase
Exons: 1
Coding region: 1-201 (66 amino acids)
Source: RefSeq, a predicted model, not a curated record
AUGCCGCCAAUCACGUUGUGGUUUCUACAGGCAUCCCGCUGCAUCCGCACAGCCUGGCUACUCGAAGAACUAGGACUGGAUUACGAUGUCAAGUUCUCUGAUCGCACAUCAGCUUCAAAAGCGCCCGAAGAAUUCAAGCUUGGAUCCGGUAACCCGCUUGGGAAGUUUCCUACCAUCAAAGACGGAGAUUUCGUGGUUUAG